Messenger RNA from Zygosaccharomyces rouxii, 1947 nucleotides. It is a transcript of the gene LRO1, whose product is annotated as phospholipid:diacylglycerol acyltransferase. NCBI's taxonomy places the organism in Eukaryota, Fungi, Ascomycota, Saccharomycetes, Saccharomycetales, Saccharomycetaceae. The coding region runs from base 1 to 1947 and encodes 648 amino acids. The transcript has a single exon. Gene Ontology annotation, molecular function: phospholipid:diacylglycerol acyltransferase activity. Gene Ontology annotation, cellular component: perinuclear endoplasmic reticulum; cytoplasm. Gene Ontology annotation, biological process: triglyceride biosynthetic process; lipid storage. The record is from RefSeq and is a predicted model, not a curated record.
AUGUCGGUUAAGAAACGGAAGGUUAAUGUUGGUGUCAAUAAGCAUAAGAAUUCGAAUGGCUCAGAAGAGAGUAAAUCCGCUGGUGUGGAAGAGAUAGAGGUACCAAUACCACAAGAGUUUAUACAGAAUAGAGCUCAAAGACGUGAGCAAGUGAUACAAAAUGUGAAGAAUUGGAAGACUUCUAGAAGACUGGUGUUUACGUUGGGGACCAUUGUUGGUGUACUAAUCGCAUGUUAUAUGGGGGCAGAUCACGUCCGUAAUAACAAUAGCGAUCUAUUCGAUAGUCUGAGUGUGUUAAACAUGAAUUCAGUUAGAGAUCUGAUCGACGAUUGGAAAGAAAUACUGCCUCAAAGUGUGGCCUCAUUUUUAGGUGAUAUGCAAAAUGGAUACUCAUCUGGGGAUAACUUCCAAGAUUUAACAGAGUCAUUUGCGGUUGGUAAACAGAUGCGUAGGGAGUUGAAUAUGACUGCCAAGCAUCCCGUGGUAAUGGUACCUGGUGUUAUUUCAACUGGUAUUGAAUCAUGGGGGGUCGAAGGUGAUUCUGAAUGCGAAAGUGCUCCCCAUUUUCGUAAAAGAUUGUGGGGUUCGUUUUAUAUGUUGAGAACAAUGGUUCUCGAUAAGAUGUGCUGGCUUAGACACAUUAUGUUAGACCCCAUAACUGGAUUGGAUCCGCCUUAUUUUCGUUUACGAGCGGCUCAAGGGUUCGAAGCAGCAGACUUCUUUAUGGCAGGAUAUUGGAUUUGGAAUAAAAUUUUACAAAAUUUGGGGGCUAUUGGUUACGAUCCUGAUACGAUGACAACAGCUGCGUACGAUUGGAGACUUGCGUAUUUGGAUCUAGAACGUCGUGAUAGAUUCUUCACCAAAUUGAAGCAACAGAUUGAACUAAUACACGAACUCAGUGGUGAGAAAGUGUGUCUUGUUGGUCAUUCUAUGGGUUCACAAAUUGUGUUUUAUUUCUUGAAAUGGGCUGAGGCUAAAGGUAAGUAUUAUGGUAACGGUGGUGAAGGAUGGGCCGAUAAGCAUGUUCAUUCGUUCGUCAAUGUGGCUGGUACUAUGUUAGGAGCACCAAAGGCGGUACCGGCUCUUAUUAGUGGUGAAAUGAAAGACACCAUUCAGUUAAAUGCAUUAGCUAUGUAUGGAUUGGAAAAGUUUUUUAGCCGUAAAGAGCGUUUAGAAAUGCUUCAAACUUGGGGUGGUAUACCUUCGAUGUUACCUAAGGGCGGUGACUUAAUUUGGGGAACUUUAAAUUCUUCUGUGGAAGACUCAUGGAAUAACAAUACUGAGUCAUUGGGUAGUUUCAUUAAAUUUGAAAAAUUACAAGAAAAUGCACGUUUUACCAAAAAUUUUACUGUAGAAGAUUCUAUCGAUACUAUAAUGCAAUUGUCCCCAUGGUGGCUGCAAGACCGUAUUAAUGAUCAAUACACUUUUGGGUAUGCUAAGACAGAAAAGGAAUUGAAAGACAACGAAAAGCACCACUCUCACUGGUCAAAUCCUUUAGAAGUUCCAUUACCCAAUGCACCUGAUAUGAAAGUCUAUUGCAUCUAUGGUAUCCAUAAUCCAACUGAAAGGGCUUACGUGUACAAGGAGCAGCCCACCAACUCAACAUUAAACCUUACAAUUGAUUAUGAUAGCUCAAAUCCGGUCUACUUCACUGAAGGUGACGGUACCGUUCCAUUAAUCACACAUUCGAUGUGUCAUAAAUGGGCACAAGGAAAAUCUCCUUACAAUCCAGGAGGUUCAGACGUUACCAUUGUGGAAAUUAAACAUCAACCUGAAAGAUUUGACAUGAGAGGAGGUGCUAAAAGUGCAGAACAUGUUGAUAUCCUUGGCAGUGCAGAAUUGAACGAAUAUAUUUUACGUAUUGCAAGUGGACACGGUGAUACUAUACAACCACGAUUGUUGUCGAAUCUUUCCCAUUGGGUUGAACAGAUUCCUUUCCCCAUGUAA